AUGGGCGCUCGGCAGAGAAGGCCCUCCGGCGAUGAAGCAGAGCCGGUCUCUCCACUCUCACAACAUUUGAGCCCGAUUGAUCACUCUGGUGAUGAAACCUCUGUUAAGGACUUCAGCCUCCGGUUCUCAAAAUUCGUGAUGAUGUUUGAGCGAGUCGUGACAGACCUGUACAUAUUUGUUGCGUUUUUCUUCAUUAUCCUGCUCAUGUUCGCUACGACAUUUUACCUUUACCUCGGAACGAAGACGAGGAGCGACAUUGGCUACCACGACGACGGCGAGCCGACUCAUUACUCGACAUUUCCAAAGACGUUGUUCUCGCUCUAUUUACUCGGCUUACUAGGAGACUUCGACUUGGACACAUUUGAUAACAGAGCGCUCAGGUUCAUUUUGGUGCUUUUUGUGUUCAUCGUCGCCGUCGUCCUAUUGAAUGUGCUCAUCGCGAUUGUGUCAAAAUCGCACGAUGAUAUCACGGGAAAGAUCGCAGCGGGACUUUUCUACCGGUCGCGCCUCGAAUAUAUCACGGAGACUACUCCGGUCGCGAGGCUCCUACCAUCGUGGCUGCGACGGGAAGAAGACGGGGACUCGAUCAAGGAACGACUAAGAGAAGCGCUCGCGCAGCACAAGGACGCCUCCGAGGCGGACCAUGUCCGCGAGUCGGAAGAACGAACGAAGCAGGAGCUCGCCGACGUCAAGCGAGAGUUGGCCGCGAUGGCCGCGACGCAGCAGAUAAUCCUCGCGAAGCUGCAGACCAUCCUCGAUGACAAGCAGCCGUGA
Molecule: messenger RNA, 774 nt
Organism: Pelagomonas calceolata
Lineage: Eukaryota; Pelagophyceae; Pelagomonadales; Pelagomonadaceae
Source: the annotation of a GenBank genome assembly